AUGUUGUCGCAACGCAUAUACUCGUCCGCUCGCACAGUCUGGUGCUCAUCUUCACAAAGGUCAAUUGUUGCAGCGGGUUGCCAAUGCGCCUCUUUUCAUCAGUCUGCACACUUGUGCGAAGAGAGCUCUGCUAAGCCCACACCUCCUCGUGCCACCACCAAAAAUUCACAACCCUCUCAAACUCGUCGAUCACGAAAUAACGCAGCUGCGUCGCAAGUAGCAAAUCUUGGUCGCCGUGAUACAGGCAGCCCUUCCAAUGGCCCAAAUACCACCCGCCCUCUCAUUAAAAGAACCAGCAAUACAGCUCCACCGCCCGGCAAAUUGGUUAAGGCUCCAGCGAACCUCCGAUUGACGCGCAACGCCCCCAAGACUGGUGUUCAGGGACCGAAUCUGAACGGAAGGAACAAAGCUGCGGCUGGCCAAAGGCCACUACGACCUGGGAACCGAAAGCCAGCCGGAGGACCAGCUAGAAGGGAUCCAAAAUUAAGACAGAGCGCUAGUGAGGAGGAGGAUGCCGAAAAUCAGGCCGAUAAAGACUUAUUGCCAGAAGGAAUGGUCCAGCAUUUGCUCAGGUUGCAAAGGAAAGAAUGGGAUCGUACUCCAUACCAGCCAAAAUAUACGAAGGACAGCAAGGCAGCAUUGGAUCUAAUUGAGAAUGGAAAGAAGCUUUUCCAGGGCGAGUCACCACUCAAGAAGGAGCCCAGCAAGAUUGACAAAAGGCUCGGUAUUGUGGGGAUGCACGGAGCAUAAAUAAACUCAUCAGUCCUUCUAGAAAUAGUCUGUAUAUAAACUUCUGUAUCAAAUAUAAGUGUAGUAUGCAAUAUAGUCUGAGAUGCUACGAGUGCAAUCAUGCAUGGCG
Molecule: messenger RNA, 859 nt
Organism: Aaosphaeria arxii CBS 175.79
Lineage: Eukaryota; Fungi; Ascomycota; Dothideomycetes; Pleosporales
Exons: 2
Coding region: 1-750 (249 amino acids)
Source: RefSeq, a predicted model, not a curated record